This is a messenger RNA of Pyricularia grisea, 968 nucleotides long. RefSeq lists its product as uncharacterized. The record is from RefSeq and is a predicted model, not a curated record. The transcript is spliced from 2 exons. NCBI's taxonomy places the organism in Eukaryota, Fungi, Ascomycota, Sordariomycetes, Magnaporthales, Pyriculariaceae. The coding region runs from base 1 to 690 and encodes 229 amino acids.
AUGACUUCCUCCACCCAAUUCGCGCUCGAGACCUGCCCCAUCGCCCUCACCCCAGACACUCCCAAGGGAGCAAUUAUCCUCCACGCCGUUUCGGGCUCCGGCGUCUGGGGCAAGGGCAUCGCCUCAGAGAUCGGCGCGGUCUUGCCCGCCGCCAACAUUGAAUACACUGCCUUUUGCGACAAGAACAAGUUCUCCUCCGACGAGGCCUACCCGGCACGCGACGGCGUCACCGGCCGCGCGCUGCUCAUCCCGCCGCAAGCCCAGGACGCUGGCCAGGGCGCGCCCGAGGUCUUUGUCGCGUGCCUCUUCACCAGCUACGGGAGCGGCUUCGCAGACGCCGAGAAGGGAAAGCCGCCGCUGGACAUGCAGGAUGUCAUUUUGGCGCAGACAAGGCAGGCGCUGAGGGACCUGCGGCUGCAGCUGGAUGACCUGGUCGGCAGGGGCGGUGGCGGGGGCAACAAGAGUGUCGGCAGCUCGGUCAAGACCGCCGGGUUGGCCACGCCGCCCGUGAUCUACUCGCCAAAGUUUAAUUCGGGGGCGUUUCAUGUACCAUGGGAGAAAACUGCUGCUCUGGUCGAGGAGGCUUUUGCGGGGUGGGAUGGGAAGUGUGAUUGCACAGGUAUUAUCAUUGUCGUUGACAAUUCCGACAAGAAGAUCACUCCCGAGGAGCACGUGUUCAACCUACAUUGAGCAUGUUGCAAGUCUGACUUGACAUGCGACCCGGACAUUUGUACUGCACGGAGGUGAGAGAGGAUAUUGAUACCGAUUUGUUUUGGAUUCAGGUCUACUCCAAAAGGGUAUGGUCAAAAUCAGAGGGGAUGGUGCGGCAGAUCGGACCUGGACAACCCUGCAAGGCAAUAUCUUUGUGACGUGUUGAACUAUAAAACACUGAACAAUGGCGAGAGCUCCUGUCAAUGAAUGACUAAUGCCUGUGACUUCGUUAAAUAUAGCCUGCGACAAGACGCCUG